UGGGAAAUCACACCCCGUACAUUGCCAACCAGGGAGAAAUUUCCUUUGCUUUAGCGUGGCAAUUUGUGGGUAAAAUUCCCUCGAAAAUCACCCUUAAGAUCACAUUUACUGUACUGUUGCAAACAUAUUCAGGAAGUCCAGCUUCUUUGAAUCACCCCUUGACUGUAUUUCGUGAGAUAAAUCCGUAGAGUUAUGACAUCCAGACGUUCACCAUUCGACCCCGGCGCACACGGCCUGGACGCAAAUUUUCAGUUAACCAGCUAUUCAGACCUAAAAGAUUUCGGGGCGAAAGUUCCUCAAGAUGAAUUGCUCAAACUCCUCCAAACGAUCAAAGAGCCAGACGGAGAGAAAACAGCCGAAGAGAUGGUGCUUCAACAGCCAGAAUACGGAAUUGGCAAUGACUGCAGUAUUGUCCCACUGCAACAUGGAGGACUUUUCCUCGUUCAAUCAACUGACUUCUCUUACCCAGUUUUGGAUGACCCAUAUAUUAUGGGCAAAAUAGCUUGUGCAGAUGUGCUGAGUGAUCUGUACGCUAUGGGGAUCAUAGAAUGUGACAAUAUGCUGAUGUUGUUGGCUGUUCCUCAGACGUUUAGUGACAAAGAACGAGAGAUCGUCAUUCCACUUAUUAUGCAAGGCUUCAAGGAUGCAGCAUCCCUGGCUGGCACCAAGAUCAGAGGAGGACAAACUGUUCUUAACCCUUGGUGUACCGUUGGCGGAAUAGCAACUAGCGUCUGCACGCCGGACAAGAUUGUCAGCCCUGACAAUGCUGUUACUGGUGAUGUACUUGUGCUGACCAAACCACUAGGCACCAUGAUUGCAUUGACAGCCAGGAAGUGGCUGUCUGUACCAGAUAAGAAGAAGAAGCUAAAUGCUCUCCUAACAGCUGAAGAGCUUGAGCGAGGAUAUCAGGAAGCUGUUUUCAACAUGUGUAGACUCAACAGUGAUGCGGCCAGUUUGAUGGCUACUUAUAAUGCACAUGGUGCCACCGAUGUCUCAGGCUUUGGUAUCCUGGGUCAUGCUGAGGCUUUAGCCAGGUGUCAGAAGGAAGAGGUUAGCUUUGCUAUCCACAACCUGCCCAUCAUUGCAAAGAUGCAGCAUGUUGCCAAGGGUUUUAUUGACUUCAAACUCUACCAAGGACGAUCCCCAGAAAUAUCAGGGGGACUUUUGAUUGCCUUCCCAAGGGAACAAGCUGCCAGCUAUUGUAAAGAAAUGGACAGAAGGGGUUUCAGUGCAUGGAUCAUUGGAAUUGUAGAAAAGGGUAACCGAACUGCCAAGGUCAUUGACAAGCCAAGGGUCAUCGAGGUCAUUACCAAAAUCCUGUGAUCCUCCGUUGGCAUUCCUGUGAUGUCCUUCCAAUCAUCCUGCUAAUUGCUCUCUUUUUGCAUUGUAAGAUAAGAAUGUUGGGAACAAGAUUGAUUUUUAAUAGGAAGUGGCAGAAAUAGGUAAUGUCCCACAUUUCCUUGGGCUGAUUUUAUGGAGCCGCCGUGCUGAAAAGAAGUGCAUUUUGAAUCUAAAAAUCAACUUGGAACAUGGCAGCUGCAAGCAUGUUACUGCAGUUGUGUUUGUUUGUCAACCGAAUGUGAUCUUCAUAGGUGAGAACUAAAUCACCAAGUUUUAGUUAUAUACAUGUAAAGACUGUCUUGGAAAGCAUAGAGAGGGUUUUGUAUGGUAUACAACACAACUGCCAGCGAUUUAACUUUGAAACAUGAACAUAAAUGUGGCACUUUGAAACAGUUUUCCGAAGUUUUAAACAUCAGUGGUACUUUCACUUUUGGGGUAACAGGUUGAUACAAGUGCUACAGCUCUGUGAAAUAUGGCCGUUGUGGUAUUUACAUAGUUUAGCAUAACCAUCUACAGUAUACUCUUGUGUUGGCAGCUUUUGGUAAGAACUGAGAUCAUAUUAGUUUCUCUACAAUCAACAUUACAGGUGCUAAUGCAUACAACUAGAAAUAGCUAUUUUCUUAAGGAGGCUCUUAAAAACUGUACUUUGCUUACACAGCCAGAAAAGGUAGCUGAUUAUUUUCCUUGAACUGUGCUUUCAUUUGCCUGGCAAAGCGUUUAAACAAUUGCAUGUUAGUCAGUGGCUAGCUGGAGAGCUUUAGUUAAAGACGAUUGAUCGUAGAAUAUUCCAUCACUAGAAACUUAUUUUAACAUUUGCUUGUUCAUAGUGAUAGAUAAGGAUUUUAUUGACUUCUGUAGCAACUCUUAGAAUCAAAUCAGGGAAUGCAUUGUGGAUGAUGUGGAGAAUGAUGAAGGUAGUCGUCGAAUUCUGUAAUGACCAUUCCAUAUUGAAUGUUGAGUGUCUUAAUAUAUGGGAAAACCAUGUCACUAAACAAUCCCCUUGACUACACUCAACUUGUCAAACUUAGACGUCUUUGUCAAAUUUACUUUAACAUUUGCCCUUAUCAAGUCCUAAUUUAUGCAAAACUGCUUUUGAGGUACAAUUGUAUCAGGUUAAUAUGGAUCUCAUGGCUGAAGUUGUGCUUGUCAACAAUUGCAUUUACAUAUGCUUGUCAAGUUACACCUGAACAUGUAGGCAGUGAAAGGCUUUGCUUAGAUGGCCAAGGACGGUGAUGUCCAGUGUAAUGUAAACACUGUACUUUCCCUGUUGCUUUCACUGUUCAUGAUCUUUAUCUUGUAAAGAUUAACUUCAACAUUGCCUCCAGGAUGGAGAUGAACAUGAAGUUGGAAUUGUUGUCCAGCUCUCUUGUUGUGAUGUUUUAGAAUUUUGCCACAAAAACAUAAAAUUUAGCCAUUUUAUGGAGUUUUUGGAAUUUGGUCAAUUGAAGGAUCUCUAAAAUUCUGUUUUAAUGGGCCUUAAUACCAGCACAUGACAAUUUUCAACUGUAAAUUGUGUACAACAUGGGAGAAUCAUAACACAGCACUCUGUGUCUGGGUGUCAGUCAGGUGAUGGUAGUGUAGUUUUCCAAAAAAUAACUUCAUUAAAUGGCCCCAACAUUAGCCUGAGAUGUUUUUCUACUAAGGUAGACUUAACUUAGAGGAAUUACCUUUUGUUUUAUGUUAAGUGCUGGCUGAAUUUAAUGCCUAUUUGCGAAGCGUAUAUCAUCAUUCUAUCCAAACUCCUUAACUGUACCUUAACUGUAAUAUGCUUUUCUUGACACAUUGUAAUAUGCAAAUUGGCAUCUGUAUUCAAGUAUUCUCACUCCCUCAUGAUGUUUCAGUUAAUUCUUUUCAAAUUAUUCUGUCAUAUAUGCACUUGCAGAAUAACAAUGCUCUUUUUCAUAAUAUAACCACAUGGUUGUUCAUUUUUGUAUACUCUGAUUUUUGAGGGUUUCUGUCUUAAGGUUUAUCAACUGACUAUAAAAUUCAACAUCAGUAUUGUUUGAGGAUAAAUCUCAAACUUCAGAACACUCUAAGCAUUUAAUUUGGAAUGCUCACUGUCAAACAUGAUUAAGGAUGAGAAUGUCAUGUGUUUAGUAUAAAAACACAGCUUGGCUCUGCUUGGAAACAUGCCUGAUUAGUAACAGAAAUCUGAGUAGAAUGCAUGUAAAUUGCUUGUGCCUUGAUAUUCAGUGGUUUAACAAAUCAUGGCACUCACAGCCAUCUGCAAAAAGGAAACUUAAGAAACUUAUACAGCCAUUAAAGCCAAAUUAUCAUGUUGGGUGUAACUUUUUAGACAGCGUCACUCUUUAUUUGUCUUUUAAAAUUUGAAUGAAAAAGUCAUGGCCAUAGUGUAAUUAUUCAGUACAUUAUGUUUUCCAACAGCCAUUGAACAACCAGCUUGUUUAUUGCAUGCCUUUAUUUUUCCUUCUAUAAAACAUAUUCUCUUUUAUUGUAAUGCUAUGUUCCUUUUAUAUUAAUUGUCUCGCAAAAAAUAAGAUGAAUGUUUUUCAAUAUGGAACAAUUUGAAAUGAAGGCUUGUUGAUAAACUAAGUUUUACAUACCACCAGUAGUGAUCAUGUCAUUGGUCGAUUGACUUGCCUCAUGCCUAUGCAUGCAUUUUUUCUCAAACUAUUUUUUAUAUGAAUAAAAUUCCCGGCACUCUUCAUUAGCAUGGUA
Molecule: messenger RNA, 4020 nt
Organism: Acanthaster planci (crown-of-thorns starfish)
Lineage: Eukaryota; Metazoa; Echinodermata; Asteroidea; Valvatida; Acanthasteridae
Product: inactive selenide, water dikinase-like protein
Biological process (GO): L-selenocysteine biosynthetic process
Cellular component (GO): cytoplasm
Molecular function (GO): selenide, water dikinase activity; ATP binding
Source: RefSeq, a predicted model, not a curated record